Molecule: messenger RNA, 1378 nt
Organism: Mauremys mutica (yellowpond turtle)
Lineage: Eukaryota; Metazoa; Chordata; Testudines; Geoemydidae
Product: vesicle-associated membrane protein 3-like
Exons: 4
Coding region: 58-300 (80 amino acids)
Biological process (GO): SNARE complex assembly; vesicle fusion
Cellular component (GO): SNARE complex; plasma membrane
Molecular function (GO): SNAP receptor activity; syntaxin-1 binding
Source: RefSeq, a predicted model, not a curated record
ACCAACUGGGAAGGAAGGAGGGGGACCUCAUGCGGCAGCCUGCUGUGAGUGCUGUGAAUGGUGAUUGACAUCAUGAGGGUGAAUGUGGACAAGGUUUUGGAACGAGAUCCAAUGCUGUCAGAGUUGGAUGAUGCACUGCGGGCGGAAUUUGAGACCAAUGCUACCAAGCUGAAAAAAAAGUAUUGGUGGAAGAACUGUAAGAUAUGGGCAGUGUUGAUAGCAUUUGUUCGCAUCAUCAUCAUCAUCACCAUCACUGAAUCUAGAAGCAAUGUAUUGUUGCCAGUGACGACAGCAUUCUAGAUCAAUGUGAAGAGUAUGUUUGGGUAUCUGUCCUCUUCGCUGUCUCCUUCAUGCCUCAAUUUAAAGAUGUCUCUUCUGACACACUACUAAAGGAAUGGGAACCAAAUCUUAAAUUUGUGCCUUCUUGGAAGAAACUCUGAAUACGUCUGCCAUUUGAACAGACUUUGCCUGCCUUGCCUUACUCCAUUAAUGCCUUCUGACUAGUUGUGGAAGAACCUGCCACCCUUGUAAACACUACUUGUCAUUCACUGCUGUUUUAUCAAUAUGCAGUUAAAUUCUAUUAUUGAAGUUCUAAAUAUUGGAGCACUGAACCGUUAGUGCUGCCUUGUGGUAUUUCUGAUUAAACACAUCUCUAUAAGGUGUUUACAUUUUCUUCAAAAGACAGUCUGUCACUUUUUUGUGUCAGUUUAAUCUGAAAGAGUAUCUUUAAAAAUGUUUAGUGUUUGUAAUGUAGACACUUACCAAAGUUGGUUUUGUUUGGGGGUUUUGUCUUUUGCCAAAAAGUAGUUCAGUGAAAACUUUUCUCUGCAAGCCAGCAAGAUGUUUCCAGUGUAGAAUCAGUGCCAAAUGUAGUUUAAAAAUGUAUAUAUAUUUAUAUGUAAUCUGUUUGCAUUACUUCACAAAUUGUCUUCCCUCUAAACUAGUCCUCUGAGUGAAUGUUCCCUUAGGACUUCAGGAAAGGUUGGUAACAAACGCCGUUGCCUCUUCCCUCUUCUCGACAAACUUUUUCGGUAUGGCUGACUGUUCUCCAUGAGGAGGGAAAGAAAUAACUUGGUGCUUCACCCAGAGUCACCACUAUGUGUACCCUCUAGUCUGUCUGUUUCUAAUUUCUUUCCAGUCCUUGUUUCUACUUCCUCUGUAUAGUUUUUCCUUUCUCUUGUCUCUUUUUUCCUCCCUUACUUUGCUCUGUUGGCUUAUAAUUAACUAUCUGAGGCCUUGCCUGUGUCUUUGAGGAUGAAGAGGGAGAGAAAGGCAAGGAUUUCUUUGCCUGCUGAAGUAAUUUCUGUUCUAUCUUCAUCACUGCAGUGACUUCUUUGAAUGUACAAAGUCUCUUAGAAAAAUAACUCGACUGUAUAAA